AUGGCGACGCGUGACUACAAGGAAGCCUCAGCAAUAGCUCGUAAGAGGAGGGCGGCCAACAUCGCUGCCUUCUACAAGACCCCGGGAUGGAAUGAAGCCGACUUGCCUAAGAAUCUGACCGAGUAUGCACUCAAAUCUGACUACUACACCGACGACGAGCGUCAGAUAAUCCAGUCAGAGGCCGACGUGAUCCUCAACAAGAUUCAAACCAAGGAAUGGGCCGCACUGGAAGUCGCCAAAGCCUUCUGCAAGGCAUCCGCGUUGGCCCAGGAGUUGACCAAUUGCUUGACUGAGGUGCUCUAUGCAGAAGCGAUCGAGAGAGCAAAGUAUCUCGAUGACUACCUUGAGCGCACAGGGAAGACCAUUGGCCCUCUCCACGGUCUGCCCAUCUCGCUCAAAGACUGUUUCGUGACAGCACCACAUCCUUCGAGCAACGGGAUGGCCAUUUUUGCCAACGAGCCUCUUGAAAAAGAUUCGUUACUGGUCACCAUGCUACGCGAUCUGGGUGCCGUCUUCUAUGUCAAGUCCAAUGUCCCCGUUGCUAUGAUGAUGGCUGAAACCAACAACAAUAUCUGGGGAGAAACCCGGAACCCACUACACAAAUACCUGACACCCGGAGGAUCUAGUGGUGGUGAAGGGGCUCUGUUAGCCUUCAAAGCCUCGCCCCUGGGGAUAGGCACAGACAUCGGCGGUAGCAUCCGUAUCCCUGCCGCGUGGUGUAAUCUGUACGGCUUGAAACCCAGCUUUGGUCGCUAUCCGCAUUAUGGGACCAAGCCGGGCAUAGCUGGUCAAGAAUAUAUCCUGUCAGUCAACGGGCCGAUGGCGAGAUCUUUGAAAACGCUCCAACUGUACUCUGAAGCCCUCGUGUCCGAGGCCGCGAGACCUUGGGACUAUGACCACAAAGUUAUUCCCAUUCCGUGGAGAAAGAAUGUGAUCCAACCACCGGGGCGGAAACUUCGUUUCGGUCUGAUUGGUGUGAACGACGGUCUUGUUCACGUCCACCCACCCGUGGAGCGCGCUCUGAAGAUGACUCAGGCUGCACUUGAGAAGCAAGGCCACGAAGUGAUUCCGUGGUCCACCGAAGAUCAUGAAGCAAUUGUCAAGAAUCUCCAAGCGGCCUUUUUCGACCUGGGUGGCGCUGCAAUCAUGGACCUGAUUCAGCCUUGGGGAGAACCGGUUUUCCCGAGUAUGGAAGGCUAUGCACUGGCGGCCGCUGCAGGAGAGGGCGAACUUGGACCAACAAAGAUGCGGAUGAUGAAUCUGCGGCGUAACGAGCUGCAGAAAGCAUACCUCGACCGCUGGAACGCGACCGCCACGGACGGAAAAGCACGACUGGACGGUCUUAUCUGUGCGGUGUCGCCAUGGGCAGCUCCUCGACUCGGUCAGACACAAAAGCAGAGUUUAUACGUUGGCUAUACGGGCUUCGUUAACUUCCUGGACUUCGGCGCCUGUACCUUUCCAGUCACCUUUGCGGACAAGGAACUCGACAAGGCCCGCGACAUGAGCACCUUCAAGCCACUGAGCGACAUCGACGGCCGAAUCCAGCAGGACUACGAUGCGGAAUUCUACCAUGGAGCACCCGUGGCGUUGCAGAUUGUGGGGCGGCGGCUCGAGGAAGAGAAGAUCCUCGAGAUGUGCGAGGUUAUCGACAACUGUUUGAAGACGGCCUAG
Fonsecaea erecta is the source of this 1671-nucleotide messenger RNA. RefSeq lists its product as hypothetical. NCBI's taxonomy places the organism in Eukaryota, Fungi, Ascomycota, Eurotiomycetes, Chaetothyriales, Herpotrichiellaceae. The coding region runs from base 1 to 1671 and encodes 556 amino acids. The transcript is spliced from 3 exons. The record is from RefSeq and is a predicted model, not a curated record.